Aspergillus thermomutatus is the source of this 984-nucleotide messenger RNA. RefSeq lists its product as uncharacterized. The transcript is spliced from 2 exons. Bases 1 to 984 code for a protein of 327 amino acids. Lineage: Eukaryota; Fungi; Ascomycota; Eurotiomycetes; Eurotiales; Aspergillaceae. The record is from RefSeq and is a predicted model, not a curated record.
AUGAUUCCCAUGCACAAAACCGUAACCAACAAGGCGUCAAGUCUUUGCAACGAUACUUACCUGAUGCAGGGAAAGAGAGUCUUCAUCAAGGAUAUUAUCCACUACCUUCUUCCCCCCGACGGCAAGCCUGCCAGCAUUGCCCCCUCACUCCAGAGGAUCAAACGCGGAGUAGGCACCGAUGAACCAACCACCAGCGAAGAAAACGGCGUGGCCAACGGCCACGUCGAGCAGGGCAACGGCCUGGACCAGACCGGACAGAACGGUCACACCAAGUCCCGGACCGGUGAGCCCUACCCGUACGACACGGAGCCUGAACCGGGCAAUCCCACCGUGAUGCCCAAGGAGCUCCUGUCGCGCUUCCACUUCGCCUUCCUCAUCCGCGAUCCGCACUUCAGCGUCCCCUCAUACUACCGCUGCACCAUCCCGCCCCUGGACGACGUCACAGGCUUCUACACGUACGAUCCCCUCGAAGCCGGGUACGACGAGGUGCGCCGCGUCUUCGACUACCUGCGCAGCGAACACCUGAUCGGCCCGCACAUCGCCACGCGCGAGCAGGACGCCAACGAGCUCACCGACAACCAGAAACCACAGCCCGUUGUCCCCGGGCUCGGCGUGGGCCACGAGUCCGGUGCGGAGAUCUGCGUCGUCGAUGCGGACGAGAUGCUCGAGAAGCCCGCCGCCAUGAUCGAGGCGUUCUGUCGCAGUGUCGGGCUCGAUUACGAUCCCUCCAUGCUGUGCUGGGACACCGAGGCGGACCACCAAAUUGCGCGGGACGCGUUCGAGAAAUGGCGCGGCUUCCACAACGAUGCGAUCGAGUCGAAGGGCCUGAUGGCGAAGAAACCUCACCCACCCAAAUCCGAAGAAAAGUUUGACGCUGAUUGGCGCGAGAAGUACGGGCCCGAGGCGGCGGCUCGCAUCCGCGAGGCCGUAGACCGCAACAUGCCGGACUACCUGUACCUGAAGCAAUUCGCCAUGAAAGUGUAG